AUGCAACAACAACGUCGACGUCCACCUGUUCCAGCGUCACCUAUAACUUUAAAUAAUAAUUCUAGUCGACCUAUACGUCAAACAAGUCGAAAUAUGUCAAUGACAGUGAGUCCAUGUUCUGGUUGUUCUCAACCGAUGUAUAAUCCACUUUUAUCAAAUGUUCUUGAUCGCUUAUGGCAUCCUGAUUGUGUUCGAUGUUUUGUAUGUCGAUGUAUACUUAAUGAACAAUGUUAUUCACGUGAAGGAAAACUUUAUUGUAAAGAUGAUUUUAUUAAAAAAUAUAUUCAUCGUUGUUUUUCAUGUCAAAAUUUAAUUCAAUCACAUGAAUUAAUUCGUCGUGUUCGAAUAGAUCGAAUUUAUCAUGCUGAUUGUUUUAUUUGUAUGAAAUGUAAACGUAUAUUACAAGAUGAUGAUAUAACAUCAUUAAUGCCAUCAGAUGGUUUACCAUUGAAUGAUAUGGAUUAUUUAUGUCAAACAUGUUCAAAAUCAAUUAAAUCUUCUACUGGAACAACUUCAUCAUCAAAUGCCGAUGAAGAAGAAACAACGGAUAGUGAAAUUUCAAAUACAACAAAUGGAAAAAUACAAUCUAUUGAUAGACAAAUAUCAACAACAAUCAGUAUGGAUGUACAACCUACUAAUUCUGAUCAAUCACCAAUAUCAAAUAUACCUGUUCUUUCAUCUAUUGAACAAUUAUCUCUUCAAUCGACAACUACAUCAGUUACAGAUAAUCAGUCACAAUCUAUGCAAGUCGAUGAAGUUUCAACAUUGAAAACAUUAACAUCACCUGUUAAAACACAUUCAUCAUCAUCAAAUUCAUCUGCUACAGUACCAUCUGAAACACUUGAUGAAACAGUAACACCACCGCCACCACCACCGCCAUCAAAAUCAGCUGGUCGACCAACAAAAGCUCGUCAAAAUAGUAAUAAACGAUCAUCAGCUAAAUCAAAAACAAUAACACAAGCAUCUCGUCAAAAACAAACAACUACUAAUGAAAGAAAAGGUCGUUCACCAACAACAAGAUCUAAAUCAUCGGGUACCUCAACAACUGUACAAACACGAUCAAGUAAUCGUCGUAAUACAAAAACAUCACGUUACCGUAAACGAAAUUUUUCAAGUGGUAGUGAUGAUGAUGAAACUGAAGAAGAAGAUGAUGAUGGUGGUGAUGAUGAUACAGAUUUUACUGAAGAGGAUGAUAUGCACGAUAACGAAAGAGAAGGUAGUCGUUCACCUACAGUUAAAACAAAAUCAUCUAAAACUACAAAUGAGAAAAAAAAUGAAUCCGAACCUAUAACAACAACAACAACAACUCCAUCAACAUCAACAAUAACAUCAGUUUCAACACAAUCAAAAAUUUCCGAACCAUUAUCAUUACUUAGUGGACUUUCAUCAAAUCCUAUGUCUGUUUCAUCGAUUAUGAAAUCAGAUAUUCCAACAAGUUUUAUGCGUCCAAAUUUUAAUCAAACUUUUCCAACACCACCACAAUUUUUACCAUCAAAUCAUCCAUUUUCACCCGGUUUUCCUUUACAAGCAAGGCUUCCAAUGCCACCACCACCAUCAUCAACUAUUUCUCAAUCACAACCUGCAUCUGUAUCUGAUACACAUCGUUCAUCUCAUUCAACAAAUGUUUCUGAAACAGAUUCACUCGACCGUUCAUUAAGUCCUUCACAAAUGGAUACAUCAACAACUGUUGAAUCAGGAUCAUCAACACGUUCAACAACAACAACAACUUCAUCAACUAGUACUCAAAAAUUAUCUGCUCUUUCAUCAUUACUUGAAUUUGGUACAUUACCAUCAUCAAAUCUUGGCGAUAUACGUCCAACUUGUCCUCCUACAAAUCCUUUUCCAUUUCCAUUUGUUACUCCUGGUCCAGGUGUUCCAUUUUCACCUCAAGCAGCAGCUGGUAUGACUACUUAUUAUCGACCAACAUUUAGUGUUCCACCACCACCAACGACAACAACAUCACUCGAUACAGCUCAACAAUCUUCAACAAUAACACUACCUCAACCAGUACCAAAAUCAACUUCAACUCAAUCAAAAAAAAAGAAAUCCAAUACUAAAACAAAUUCAACUGAAGUUAUUUCGCAAAAUAUUCUUGAUGAACCAUCACCGCCUAAAAAGAAAGUUCGUAAAACUAAUCCACGUGGUAAAGGAAAAACAAAAAAGAAUGAAAAUGAUGGUGAAAAUGAUGUUGAUGAAGAUAAUUCAUCACCAAUACCACCACCAUCAAAAACAACAACAGCAAAUAAAAAGAAGAGAAGAUUAAAGAAAGAUACUAAAACUAAUACAAUUACAAAUGAUAAUGAUGAAACAAAACCAACGAAUGGACCUACAAAUAAUACUUCGCAUAAUCUUCUUGCUCAAAUGGGUCUCAUUAAUAAUUCAUUCAUACCACCAACACCACCACCACCACCACCAUCUUCAUUACAAUCGUCUUCCUCAACGAAUGGUACAAAUUCGACGCCAAAUGCUCAACAACAGGCUCAAAUAGCAGCUAUGUACAAUAUGACACCACAUUUUGCUGCUUAUAAUACAUUUCCAGGUGCAUUCAAUCCAGCUUUUCCUGGUACUGCUUAUCCAAGUGGUUAUCCACCUCCAUAUGGUUUUCAUCCAGCAUUUGGUACUCCACCAACAACUCAACCAUUUCCAUUUAUCCCAUCAACAUCUACAUCAACUACAUCUUCAAUUACUAAUACAUCAUUAUCAACUCCUACGACGACGACAUCACCAUCGACAGGUGAUAAAACAACAGCUAUUGUUGUACCUGAAACACGACCAACAAAAUCAAGAAGUAAAAGUAAUACUGGUGGAGAAAGGAAAAAACCUGCUACUCCUCGAACAACGAAGAAAAAAGCAGCAGCUACGACUGUACCAGCACCAACAACUGACAAUGAAACAACAGCAACAACAACAAUACCAUCAACUGAAACAAUAAAGACUACUACAACAUUAGAAUCAACAUCAACACCACCAACAACUAAACGACGAAUUAGCGGUACAGAAAGUGAAGAUUUUGAUGAACAGAGUGAUGAACAACAACAACAACAAUCACAAACAACAAAUGGUAAAUCGGGUAAUGAAUCAGAUGGUUCAAUAGGUGCUGAUCGUUCAUUAAAUACAAUACAAUCAACAGCUACUUCUUCAUCUACAGCACCAGAAAAAAAAGGUGGACGUACGACAAUAAAACCGCAACAAUUAGAAAUUUUAAAUAAAGCAUUUGAAUCAUGUGCUAAACCAAAUAAAACUCAACGCGAACAAUUAGCUACUGAUACUGGUCUUAAUUUACGUGUUAUUCAAGUUUGGUUUCAAAAUAAACGAUCGAAAGAACGUAAAGGAAAAAUAUCAAAAGAAAAAGAACCACCGUUAGAUGAUGAUGAAGCAGGUGAAGAUUCUCAACCAUCUUCACCACAACCACCACCACUGCCCCCACCACCACUACCACCAGAACCUGAAACGGCACCUGCAUCUGCACAGGAAUCUGCUCCUGAACCAACACCAGUCACUACAAGUGAAACGUAA
Rotaria sordida is the source of this 3516-nucleotide messenger RNA. Lineage: Eukaryota; Metazoa; Rotifera; Eurotatoria; Philodinida; Philodinidae. The record is from the annotation of a GenBank genome assembly.